Molecule: messenger RNA, 1464 nt
Organism: Cicer arietinum (chickpea)
Lineage: Eukaryota; Viridiplantae; Streptophyta; Magnoliopsida; Fabales; Fabaceae
Biological process (GO): negative regulation of cyclin-dependent protein serine/threonine kinase activity
Cellular component (GO): nucleus
Molecular function (GO): cyclin-dependent protein serine/threonine kinase inhibitor activity
Source: RefSeq, a predicted model, not a curated record
GCAAAUAAAUGAUGAUUCUUUUCAUCUCAACCGCAUGAUUUCCAUUUCCACUGCAAAAUUAUCAAUCUCCAUCUCCUUACAAUUCCAACAACACACCAUCCUCCGUUUUAAUUCCCCCGUCAGUUAUGAUGACGUGGCAUACCCUCGUUUAACCACACUCGAUAAUCAUAACGGCGCCGUCAAAUUUCCCGUUUUGAGAUUCCCCCGUCACUAUUAACGGAGACUGGACCACACCACCACCACAACCAGUCCCACACAUUACCCACACCACUAUGAAAAAGCAAUUAUCCAAUCUCAACCGUUGAAUCCCUUUCGUCAUUAUCACAAAUUUUCGUCGUCUCCGUACUACACGCGCGCAUCAACACUCUCUCUCACACACCACCACACCUACCUUCUCUUUCUCUCUCUUUCUGAAAAAUCGCAGAAAGCACUAACACCUGAAAAGUGAUUGUGAGGUGUGUGGAAUCGCAGUCUCAGAAGCACGUACUUGCUGAGUUAAAAUCAAUGGAGAUGGUUCAGGUAGGUGUCAGGACACGAGCUCAAGCGGCAUUAGCCAUGGAAGCUUCUAGUUCAGCUGCACGAACUACAAAGAGAAGAAGAAAAUUCAACAACAGAAACAAAACGCAUAAAUUCUCAACCGCUUCGAAUUCGUCCGCAUUCGUUCACCUCAAAAGUCGAACCAAGACGGCGACGGUUCUACCGAAGCCGGAAACGGAGGAACAGUCAUCCGGUGCUACAUCCGACGAAGAAUUUCCAACGUCGUGUUGUUCAAGCAAUGGAUCCGUAGGACUCGAUGAAGAGAGGAUCAAAUCGUUAGAUCUGGAGGUGGAGAGCGCGCAAGUUGAAACGUCGACGUGCAAUUGCGGUGAAGAAAUUGAGAGGAGAGAGAUGAGUCGUUCAAGCGAACUUCAAGGAAAUUCUCAAGAAUUGGAGUCAAUGGAGACUAACUCUCACCGUCCGAAAAAUAUGCCAACGGAAUUGGAGCUUGAUGAAUUUUUCGCGUCUGCUGAGAAAGACAUUCAGAAAAAGUUUCAAGACAAGUAUAAUUAUGAUAUUGUGAAGGACGUUCCCUUGGAAGGACGCUACGAGUGGGUUCAGUUGAAGCCAUGAACGUUAACAUUAAUAUGCAUCAUCUUGCUUUGAUUCAUAUUCUCAGCACGGAGAAAGAAACUGAUUGGUUCGAAUUUGCAACUUUGCUGACUUUUUCUUAAUUUUUUUAGUUUAGGUAUUUGAAAUUUGAAUUCAAUCUAUCUAUUAUGUCAGCUUGAGAGUUAAGACUCUUUUAAUUUAGUGUACAGAUUUAAUAUCUGGGAUUGGGAUGUUGUUUAUGGUUAAGAAGAAAAAAUUAACUCGUUGGUUCUUUUAAUUGAUUUUACGGAGUAGAGAGCAAGCUUGUGCAGAAUUUCUGUAAGGUCACUCAAUGAAGAACAAACGAUUUUCCAUAACAAACUUCCAUAUUUUCUC